AUGCAAUCUGGUACCGCUAACUUCUUCAUUACAGGGUAUAAAUGGUUCAGCAACAACGACGAUCUUGUGGAGAUCAUUGACGAGAUGACAAAAUCAACAUUCAACAUCACAGACGGUAUUGACUACAGACUGGAUAUCGCUGAAGGGGACAACGCGACAGUGAAUAGACCAUACACUACAACGCCGGUUAUAUCCGCAUAUGAUCCAGAUUUCGGCAUUAACGCAACCAUUAAAUACAAACUAAGAACUAUUACCCCAUCUGCUGGUGCGCAUCUUUUUACUAUCGACUCUGACAAAGGGACAGUCAAUGUUGCGGAAGUAUUGGACUAUGAAACGCAAUCGAAUUACCGACUCAUCAUCGAGGCUUAUCAAGUUGACAACCCACAGUCGCGCACCGCUCAAGCAACUAUAAACGUUAACGUCAUAGACAUAGAUGAUCACAAACCAUUUUUCCGACCGGAUGUUGACGAGGUGGUGUUAUUAGAACAUUCAGCCGUUGGUACACACGUGUAUAACGUGAAGGCCUUGGAUACCGAUGCAGGAGAAAACGGAUUCAUUACUUAUAGGAUCAUUGGCAAAACCGAGGCGUUUGAGCUUCUUAGAAUUGACAACAUUUCGGCAGCAUUGAAUGUUAAAGAUCCGGCGAAAAUUGAUAGAGAAAACCAGGAAAACAUUACCGUUAUUAUUGAACCGUUAACACAUCAUGGUGAAGCAGGUCAAAACAACCUAACAGUGAACAUUCGUCUAGAGGAUAUCAACGACAACAAUCCGGUUUUCGGUAUCCCUGAUCUGUCUGAGUUCAGUUUCACGUAUGUGAAUCAGUCUGCUGGAACGUCUAUAGGAAAGGUUGAGGCAACUGAUAAGGAUACUGGCGUUAACGCUCUUCUAUACUAUGAGAUAGUUAACGGGACAAUGAACGCAGGGAAUUGUAAUAACGAAAGUCCAUUUAUUCUCAACAAAACAACCGGGGUUAUUGUUAUGAGCAGAAGUAAUCUCCCAUGUGAUGGAUACCGAUUUGUUGUUCAGGCUUGUGACAAUCCUAAUAAUCCUAUUGCGAGGCGAUGCUCAAUUACUACGGUUGCGGUUGCUAGGAUAGCCAAUGCGACUGUGGAUAACCCUCGUCAGGACAUAAACGUCACGGAAUCCGUAACCAUCAAUACUUACGUCGCUCAACUGAUGUGUGGUGGCACAGGUUUGACGUAUAAAGUAAUACCCAAUAUAGCUGCAGUGCCGUUUGGUGUAUCUCCCAGCGGAAUUUUGAAGACGACUGGAGUUUUAGACAGGGAAAACAUUUCGACGUAUGAAUUUCUGGUGCAAGUCUACCAGUAUGGGCAGGUCAAAUGCAACUUCAACAUAAGUAUAAACAUCCUUGAUGUGAACGACAAUGCUCCUGAAUUUCACCCUGACACGUACAUACUAUACGUUGGAAACCCCACUGAAAAGGGGCUAAUCGUCGGCAGAGUUCGUGCAAAUGAUUCUGAUAUCGGCGACAACGGAUUUGUGAAUUAUUCGUUCAAAACCAAAAGCGGUCAAUCGUACUUAAUCAACGGUUCAUCCGGGGAAAUCAGUCUUGUUAGUCCAGACCAUGUCAGGGAUAUUGAGCAACUUGUGGUCAUUGCGGCAGACCAAGGAACACCAAGAUACGAGGCUUCGGCUGUUGUUUAUGUCCUCAGUGGAGAUGCUGGUACAAGCUCGGUUCCACUAAACACGCCUCUGCAAAAAGGACAGAUAACAAACAAGAAAGAAUCAUUUGAAAGAGGACUUUCAGAGAUAUUAAACCAGAGUGUAGUCAUUUCGCAUGUGGACGCCUACGAAAAGUCUCCGCACAGGUCUAGAAUCUUCAUCAUUGCUACAGAGAAGUCCGUCGAAACCAGCACAUUGGUCAGACUGGUGUAUAAUAACUACGAAGAGAUACGGACAUUAUUCUUUUCUGCACUCGAGACUGCAGACACCAAAUCUUCCCAUUCGGACCUUGGGGCACCAGAGAUAGGUCUUAUCGUAAUGGCGGUUGUGAUUCUCGUGGGAACAAGUAUUGCGAUUGUCUUCAUAAACAGGCAGUUUAACAGCCACAAAAGAUACAAAAAGCUCUAUGAAACGCUAACUAAGGACAGUUCGAUGUACGAGUCUCAAGAAGUCAAUGCAACGAUGGAAAGCGAAUCUGGAUCGGCGAGCACAAACGAACAAGCAGUUAUUAGAGAAAACCUGCUGUUUUCGGGGGACGACAAUAACAUUGCAUCGGAAUCCAGUUACAAUGUGGGAGAAACAAGGGUUGAAGAAAGCACGUCGGUAAAAGAGGCGAUGGACAGUCUUGAUCAGAGUCUGUAUAGCGAGGAAAAUGAGCGGCAAACUGUUGUUAAUUCUGAAGAUUUAACUGAUGAAGCAAUCGAAAGCAAUCAGGAAACACCCGGCAGUAGUGACAAUGUCAUUUACGCAAAUGUAAAAAUGAAUAAAACGGAAAGUGAUGGCAGCAAUAGCCUAGGGAAUACAGACACGCUGUCUAAUUUCAAGGCUCAAGAUGUAAUGAUUGAAGAACCUAACCCUGACUACGAUCGUAAAGAAGUGAGGUUUAGUGCCGAGGUGCUUGAUGCUGAUGAAAACAAGAUGACGCCACUGAAAGUAAAGGAUGAAACGAAUAGCAUCGGAGAGGGUGACGACAAGUCAAAUAUAAAGUCGGUUGAGGAGGGUGAAGAUGUAAAGAACAAACAAACUAUCGAAGGAGAUGAGCGUGAAAGCGAUAAAAUGCAUAAUGAUUACAAUCCGACCAAAGAUGUUAAUGAAGGAGCAAAUGAAAACCUAAUAAUUGGCCAUUUACUUAGUCCUGACACAGACGUUGAAGUAGAUGAAAUUGUGUCACCUUCGCACGACAUUAAUUCUGACAACAACAGUCAGGUUGACUUUUACUUUGCUUCAGAAGUAUCAACACACUUUUAGAUUAAGUCACAGGUGCGCAUAAGUAGAUGCGAUGUUGAUGUAAUUUGUGUACGGAACGGUUUGGUGACAGAAACAUUUUUAGCUGUAUCAUUAUUUCGUGCUAUUGUUCUCAGACCAACAUAAAACAUGUGCUGUUAUUACGUAUCAAGGGUCUAGUUAUCCAAUCAAAGUUGUAUACUUAAUUUUGUAAUUUUUUACUAAUAAUAAAUGUUUCCUUAUUCUAAUUGAUUUACAAAAUUAGUCAAAUAUUAUUAUUUUUGUUUCUACAAAUCGUCAUGAACAUCCAAUAUCUUGCUGUAUUCAUGUUUCAUAUCGAUAGCAUUUCGUGAUAAUAUAUUAGAAUGUUGAAAUUCACAAUAAAACAAUCUUCACGAAGAGUCCUCUACUCCUCAAAAGUAAAUGUGUGUUGUGAUUGAAUUUUAUAAAUAUGUAAAUGAAUAAAGAAAUUCCUGAUAAGUUAUUCUUAAAGGCUCUAUAAAGGUGACAAAUCCAAUUAUUAUGCAUAUCAACUGGUUACCGUAUUUCAGUUACUCUUGCAUAAAAACUGCUAAUAACACAGCUUAGGUACAACGUUGUCAAGAAUUAUGGAAGGUAAACCCGUUUCAUAAUUGGAAAAAAUGUUUACAUUUUUGCAACUUACGUGAUGUGUAGCCUCAGAACGGUGACAAAUGCUAAAAAUAGCCUAAAGAAAAUUCAAGUUUAAUUCUAUUGUAAACAACUUUUUACCAGCAGAAAGUAAAGUAUCAGAUCACUACAAACGUUUUAACCAUUUAGCAGAGAUCUACUUUGUGAGUGAUACCGGAAAACGUUAAAAAUCAUCGUCAUAUUUUUGGUGACCUGAGUCACUUUCACUUUCUCUUUCCCGAGUAAACAGCGAUGUAAAUAAAAUGAUUGUUUGUAAACACAAUUGACUUGGAGGGCACUUUAUUUUUAGCUCAAAACAAGUUGUAUUGCUCAGUUUUUAUGUAUAUGUCUAAUUGCAUAUAUAUAUAUAUAUAUAUAUAUAUAUAUAUAUAUAUAUAUAUAUAUAUAUAUAUAUAUAUAUAUAUAUAUAUAUAUAUAUAUAUAUAUAUAUAUUGUUUUUGAUAACCUUUAUAAAUAAAAUAUGAAAAAAAUAUUUAAAAAUCGGUAAAUAAUAACGGAUCUUCACCUUUAUAGAGCCUUUAAUUUCAACUAGAAAAUCCCUUCAAGAGACAAACUGUAAAGUAUAAGUAUUUUGUAUAUGAUUAAUAAGAUGUAUGCAUCAUUUGAUUAAUAUAAAAUCAUUUUUAUAAUGUCCUCAUUCCUGAUGUGUUAAAUUUUACGCAGAAAUUAUUGUUUUUUCUAUGCAAAUAAGCAUUAUGAAAUGUUUUGUAGUGUAUAUUAUAUCUGUAUCUGUAUUGUUUCGUGUUAUAUAUUUUUUAGAAAUAAUAUUCAGACAAUGCAUUCGAAAUGGGUUUAUAUGUAAACGCUUCAAUGUGGGCUUUCAAUAUUAGUUAUGCUAUUUAUACGUAUAGUAACAUUUAUCACUGCAAUACUACUAGCAAACAUCGUAAAGCACGUACAUGUUAUUACAAUUUGAACGCUUUAAAUGUACUUUCGAGUGAUUACCUACAAAAGUAUGAUGAAAGUUUCCUACCACUGAAACAAUAUUUACAAACUGUUGUUUAUGCAUAUUUUGGCGAAUUUAAGGUGUGCUUAGUUCUUGAUGAAUAUGUGAAUUAUAUUUGUU
Dreissena polymorpha is the source of this 4642-nucleotide messenger RNA. RefSeq names its product cadherin-23-like. Gene Ontology annotation, biological process: homophilic cell-cell adhesion. The record is from RefSeq and is a predicted model, not a curated record. Gene Ontology annotation, cellular component: plasma membrane. Gene Ontology annotation, molecular function: calcium ion binding. Lineage: Eukaryota; Metazoa; Mollusca; Bivalvia; Myida; Dreissenidae. Bases 1 to 2931 code for a protein of 976 amino acids. The transcript is spliced from 19 exons.